AUGGUCAGUACCCAACAGUUACGAAAUUCCAUUCAAGUCAGCAUCCAGGUGGAUGUCACUUCUCACAGGCUGCUUUGUGCGGCUGCUGAAUGGAUGAAUGGUUUUGUCUUCUCCAGUGACAUUUGGUCCUCAUAUUAUGCCCUGAAAUGUUCAGAGGGCACUGGGGACCCUAAGGUCAAACAGAUCCUUCCCACUUGCAAGUAUGCUCAUUGGUUCCUGUUCAGGGACAACGUCAAGUGCACUGGGGAGUCACCCACAGGACAAAACAUCACCAAACUAAUAAAAUGUGAAUCGUCUGUAAAGUAUAACCUAUACUAACUACAUAAUAAAGGAAUAUCUCUGAGCAAUGCUGUGUCUUAUAGAACUCAGCAUACUGGGAUCUCGAAGAUUGUCACUCUGAUGGUGGCCGUUUGGGUGCUGGCCUUCUUAGUGAAUGGGCCAAUGAUUCUAGUUUCAGAGUCUUGGAAGGAUGAAGGUAGUGAAUGUGAACCUGGAUUUUUUUCGGAAUGGUACAUCCUUGCCAUCACAUCAUUCUUGGAGUUCCUGAUCCCAGUUAUCUUAGUCGCUUAUUUCAACAUGAAUAUUUAUUGGAGCCUGUGGAAGCGUGAUCGUCUCAGUAGGUGCCAAAGCCAUCCUGGACCAACUGCUGUCUGUUCCAACAUCUGUGGACAGUCAUUCAGACGUGGACUGUCUUCAAGGGGAUCUCUUUCUGCAUCGACAGAAAUGCCCGUGUCGCUUCAUUCAGAGAGACAGAGGAGAAAGAGCAGUCUCAUGUCUUCCUUAAGAACCAAGAUGAAUAGCAAUAGAAUUGCUUCCAAAAUGGGUUCCUUCUCCCAAUCAGAUUCUGUAGCUCUUCACCAAAGGGAACAUGCUGAACUGCUUAGAGCCAGGAGAUUAGCCAAGUCACUGGCCAUUCUCUUAGGAGUUUUUGCUGUUUGCUGGGCUCCGUAUUCUCUGUUCACAAUUGUUCUUUCAUUUUACUCCUCAGAGACAGGUCCUAAAUCAGUUUGGUACAGAAUUGCAUUUUGGCUUCAGUGGUUCAAUUCCUUUGUCAAUCCUCUUUUGUAUCCAUUGUGUCACAAGCGCUUUCAAAAGGCUUUCUCGAAAAUAUUUUUUAUAAAAAAGCAACCUCUACCAUCACCACACAGUCGGUCAGUAUCUUCUUAAAGACAAUUUUCUCACUUCUGUAAAUUUUAGUCUCAAUCUCACCUAAAUGGAUUGGGUCUGCCCUUUAUCUUGCCCUUUUCAUUCUACCAACAGAUCUGCACUUUGAAGUCAAUGGAAAAAUUACUCCAGUGAAUAAUAGCAGUAUAAUUAUGACUUGAUAAUAUUUUUGUAAACUUGUAGUCAUAAUAGUACUAUAUUCUUCUUAGUCUUCACCUCUUCCUUGUCUUUUAGAUCUUUAUAUCAUGCUGAUUACAAAAAUCCAGUUUUGUUUUCUAUGUUCCAUGUAUAAUACAAUCUUAAGUGAAUUUCUCUUUUUUAUUUUAUAGUAACAGAAACUUAUCCAGUUUGAAAAUCAUUCCCUAAAGCAUGCAAUAGGAAAAAGAACCUCCUGGCUGGUAAUGCCCAACUCUGUUCUGAUCAGUGGGUGGGUGAGGUAGGGUUUGAGUUGGCAAGAGCAGGGAACGGGGAUGUGCCCAGGUGAGCUCCUGUGUGUGUCCAGAUUUUAUGUUCCUAAUCCCAGUAAGGAAGAAAGCGUAGUGUGGGAGAGAAAAGAGUUGAUGACGGCAGCUCUCAAAGGUCCUCAGUGAAGUUAUUUUGGAGGCCCUUGUGGUCACAGGAUCAGAAGGCAAGGGAUAGGCAAUUGUCACCAAUGGUUGAAAGUAUGACUUGUCCCAUUUCUUCCUGUUCUGUUCUUCCAGCUUCCACAUCAGCUUCCUUUUGUGAGAAAAUAUGGAAGAGGAAGGCUAAGAGAUGGUGAAGGGACUACAUGAUUUAACUAGAUAGACCUCGUAUACAGUCACUGAACUAGUAGAUGUCAAUAAUUAUUAUUUUUUAAAAUUUUUAUUUGU
Rhinopithecus roxellana (golden snub-nosed monkey) is the source of this 2015-nucleotide messenger RNA. Its product is annotated as histamine H4 receptor. Gene Ontology annotation, molecular function: histamine receptor activity. NCBI's taxonomy places the organism in Eukaryota, Metazoa, Chordata, Mammalia, Primates, Cercopithecidae. The transcript has 6 exons. The record is from RefSeq and is a predicted model, not a curated record. Gene Ontology annotation, cellular component: membrane. Gene Ontology annotation, biological process: positive regulation of cytosolic calcium ion concentration; inflammatory response; adenylate cyclase-activating adrenergic receptor signaling pathway.